Molecule: messenger RNA, 279 nt
Organism: Prunus armeniaca (apricot)
Lineage: Eukaryota; Viridiplantae; Streptophyta; Magnoliopsida; Rosales; Rosaceae
Source: the annotation of a GenBank genome assembly
AUGGCUUUGACAAAGGCAACCUAUGAGUUGAUGACAGGAGCUGAGAAACUUUCUUCAUUGUUGGACGACACUGCAAACUGGGAUUCAAGGAUGCAAAUGCAAUCUUCACCAGAGAGACCACCUACCCUGCUUCUUGUUUCGUGGGUGGGGAGAUGCGUUGGUCCAGAACUUCCGAAAUUGGCAUUUCAAGGGCAAGUUACUAAACUCACACACACUACAUGGAUAUUAAGACUUGAACCCAGGACCUUAUCCGAGGGAGCAAUUGCUCCAAACCACUAA